Messenger RNA from Echinococcus granulosus, 606 nucleotides. RefSeq lists its product as hypothetical. The record is from RefSeq and is a predicted model, not a curated record. Lineage: Eukaryota; Metazoa; Platyhelminthes; Cestoda; Cyclophyllidea; Taeniidae. The transcript is spliced from 4 exons. Bases 1 to 606 code for a protein of 201 amino acids.
AUGAAUAAAGUAUCUAUUUUACAACCAAGAAAUGACAUACAUUAUGCCGGCAAAUUAAGUGAAAAUUCACUUACUUUAGCUAGUCCACUUAUCAUCAUACUUAAAGGUUGCCUAAUGCCAAUCACUCCAAGUUCCAAAAGGCCACAUAAAAUGCUCUCGAAUGGCUCAAGUAGAAUCUUGCUUUUGGCAACAUUUAAAAUUCCAAAUCAGCUCAUUCCUAUUUAUUCAGAAGAAGAUGCUCUUAUGCGGAUUUUGAGUAAACCACUCCAAGAUAAUUGUAUUAAAGUUAGUGGAACUAGCUUCAAGGCUUGGUCAAAGUGUUAUUUCUUCAGUGCCAUAAUAAACAUAGUACUAAAUGAAACCAACAUUUUCAACAGAGAUCUGCCUCAGGUCCACACUCUGAUGUCAUGCGUAAGAGACGAUGAACCACCUGAGUGCUUGGCAUUUUUAUUUCGUACCCGCUAUGAUCAAUUGAAGUUAUCAGCUAUUUGGACACUACGUCAUUUGUACUCAUGGGCUAUUUCGGAAAGUGAUUUUAAUCUUGCAUGUCUUUUGUGGAAACCCACGACAAUUCCACCAUGCUUUAUAUCAACAGCUCUAAGAUGA